This is a messenger RNA of Exaiptasia diaphana, 437 nucleotides long. RefSeq lists its product as uncharacterized. The record is from RefSeq and is a predicted model, not a curated record. Gene Ontology annotation, cellular component: transcription factor TFIIIC complex. NCBI's taxonomy places the organism in Eukaryota, Metazoa, Cnidaria, Anthozoa, Actiniaria, Aiptasiidae. Gene Ontology annotation, biological process: 5S class rRNA transcription by RNA polymerase III; transcription initiation at RNA polymerase III promoter. The transcript is spliced from 4 exons. Gene Ontology annotation, molecular function: DNA binding. The annotation marks the transcript as partial.
AUACAAUUGUUCAGAACCCAAACUUAGUUAUGGAACUACCAAUGACCAAACAGAUUUAUGACUACAUAGAGAGCAAAGGACCAGAAGGCGUCACAAAUAAGGAUAUCAGUGAUGAKAUGCAGUUGUUUAAAUAUGAUCGACGUGCUGCAGUAAAUUCCUUGGAAUCAAGAGGGAAUGUAAAGAGAGUGAUGACAUAUGGAGGCAGACAAUCUAUCCUGAGGUAUGUAUCACUGCCACACCUUGAUGAUAAUUUCCAUACCAAGAAAAUAAUUGAAGAACAGAAAAAACUAGAGGCUAUUCAAGAUGAAGUUAGUUUAUUGGCAGCCGAAGAAGCAAGAAGCAAAGCAGUGACUUACAGAAAACUGAAAAGAACCAAUUUUAUUGUAGACCUUUUGAAGGAGAAAAGGGUCAUCGAGGGAUGUGUCACUAUACAGAAG